AUGAACAACGACGCCGAUAGCCCCAGCCUCUCCCCCUCGACCGCGUUGCGGCACCAACCGCGUCUGCAGCUCCCCACAACAUGCGAGCCACCAACGAGCAGCAGCUGUGGCGCCGACGCCAACAACAACCCGGUCAAGCAGGCGACGUGGAUCAUCUUCGGCGCGACGGGCCACAUGGGGCGAUCGCUGACGCGGGCGGCGCUGGCGCACGGCGACCGCGUGGCCGCCGUCGGAUGGACGCAGGAGAACACGGCCGAGCAGAUGAAGCGGUGGGAGGCCGGCAACGGGCCCAACUGCCUCGGCCUGCUGUGCGACGUGCGCGCCCGCGAGACCGUAGCCGCCGCCGUCAGGGCCGUCACGCACCGCUGGGGCUCCUUCGGCAUCGUGGCCAACUGCACUGGCUACGGCGUCAUCGGGGCGUGCGAGGAGCAGGACGAGGCCGAGCUGCGCGCGCAGGUCGAGACGAACUUCUUCGGCACUGUACAUAUCCUCCAGCUCACGCUGCCGCUGUUUCGUGCCCAGCAGCAUGGCAGAUACUUGAUUUUUAGCAGCACCGCUGGCGCGUUGGGCGUUCCCGGGCUGGGGCCGUAUUGCGCGACGAAGUAUGCCGUGGAGGGAUUGAUUGAAAGUAUGUUGUAUGAGGUGGACGCGUUUAAUAUCAAGGCGACGCUGGUAGAGCCAGGGCAUGUGCGGUUGGAUGAGCCGGACGAUGGUGACGGGGAGGGCCUCAAGUUGAAGCGAUAUGGCCACUUCUUCGUGAAGCCGGCAAGCGAGCCGUACAAUGGCCUGACUGCGCCUGCUGGACAUGCGAAGCGCAUGGUUCAAUGGUUGAAUGAUCGGCAACCUACUAGUGCAGUCAAAAGUGCGGAACUGGUCUGGCAGCUGGGACAUUGCUCGUAUCCGCCAUUGAGACUAUUAUUGGGCUCUUAUGCGGUGGACAGCAUCAGAGACCGCUUGAGAAGUGUGAUUGAGGAGAUCGAGGAUUGGAAACACCUAAGCUUUCCACAAAACCCCGAUGAAGAGCAACAGCAGCCAUCACAACAGCCAGCGGGAACCCAGGACAGUGGAGAAUGA
Molecule: messenger RNA, 1074 nt
Organism: Diplodia corticola
Lineage: Eukaryota; Fungi; Ascomycota; Dothideomycetes; Botryosphaeriales; Botryosphaeriaceae
Product: short chain dehydrogenase reductase family protein
Exons: 2
Coding region: 1-1074 (357 amino acids)
Source: RefSeq, a predicted model, not a curated record